AUCGCCCACUUUGGGAACACUCCGAGGCUGCCGCCAUCUUUUCCUUCGGCUCCACUGCUGCCUGCCCCGCAGUCCUGCUUCUGCACGACCGGCCAUGACGACCGCGCAGCUCUCCCAGGUACUUCAGAACUACCACCCCGACUGCGAUGCCGCUGUCAACGUCCAGAUCAACUUGGAGCUCUACGCCUCCUACGUGUACCUGUCGAUGGCCUAUUACUUCGAUCGGGAGGACGUGGCCCUGAAGCAGUUCUCCCAGUUUUUCUUGCAGCUGUCGUGCGAGGAGAGAGAGCAUGCCGAGGGGCUGAUAGAGCUGCAGAACGUGCGCGGAGGCCACUUCUGCCUCCGUCUCCGCAAUAUCAGGAAGCCAGACUGCGAGGACUGGGAGAGUGGCCUGAAGGCCAUGGAGUGCGCCCUGCACCUGGAGAAGUGCGUCAACCAGAGCUUGCUUGAUCUGCACCAGCUGGCCACCGACAAGAACGACGCCCACCUGUGCGACUUCCUGGAGAGUCACCACCUGAAGGAGCAGGUCAAGUUCAUCAAAGAGUUGAGUGGCCAUAUCACCAACCUGCGCAAGAUGGGGGCCCCAGAAAACGGCAUGGCAGAGUACCUCUUCGACAAGCUCACCCUGGGUGACGGCAAUAAGAACUGAGUUUGGACUGCCUUCCCCAUAGCCACAGGGUGACUUCCACUGGUCACCUUGCUGUGCAUGCAUAUUGCAGUAUUGCCCUUUGCAAAACGUUCACUUAAGUUUUUUUCUUCCGGUUUUGCUGUUUCUUCCAAUAAAGUUAUGUGGUUCCUAAAU
Molecule: messenger RNA, 802 nt
Organism: Diceros bicornis minor
Lineage: Eukaryota; Metazoa; Chordata; Mammalia; Perissodactyla; Rhinocerotidae
Product: ferritin heavy chain-like
Exons: 1
Coding region: 95-649 (184 amino acids)
Biological process (GO): intracellular iron ion homeostasis; iron ion transport
Cellular component (GO): cytoplasm
Molecular function (GO): ferrous iron binding; ferric iron binding
Source: RefSeq, a predicted model, not a curated record